GGAAGUGAGUGAGUCUGAUGAAUGAACACUACAUUAUCGUCUGUGUCUAUGUGAAAUGUAGAAAAACUGUCACGUAUAGUUAAUUUGUCUCAUUUAGAAUAGUAGCUACUGUCAUACGUCUGAGGAUGAAGCUAGCUAGGCCACAAAAGCAGUAGCUAGCAGCCAAAAAAAACGUCAACGUCGCAACAUCUCAGAAGCAAGAGAUUCUCAAUUACAGGUAGACCUGACCAGACCUCUCUCCAGCAUCAUGUGGGACCAGGAGAUCAGACAGAUGGCGUCCAGCCAUGCCAUCAUGGCGUCAGGGGUGUUUAUGGCGACAGUGGUGCCAGCAGUGCUAGUGCCAGGUUUCUCUGUGUACGGGACACACCUGCUGUGGCUGUACUCUGUUGCCGGGGCCGUUGCCGUGGUCAACAUCACCCUGUUCUGGCUGCUGGGGGUCAGCUCCCCCACCAAGAAACACACUAUCACCUACAAGGUGUCUAGGUUGGUACGUUCCUGUCUCUACCUGCUCCUUUCCUGUCUGUUCUUCCACACUGUAGUGAUCCUGUAUGGAGCACCGCUACUGGAGACUGCGUUGGAGACGUUCUCUCUGGCCGUGUUGUUGACCAGUCUAACCACUCUGCGGUGUGUCUGUGUCCUUGGGCCCAACGUCCAGGCUUGGAUAAGAGUGUUCAGCCGACAUGGGGCCAUGUCGGUGUGGGACACCUCUCUACAGAUGGUGGUCGGCUGCAGUGUUGUCGGAGCCUGGCUAGGAGCCUUCCCCAUCCCAUUGGACUGGGACCGGCCCUGGCAGGUGUGGCCCGUCUCCUGCAGUCUGGGUGCAGUGAUUGGUUACCUGACUGGGCUAAUCGUCGCCCCCGCCUGGAUCCACUGGCACCGCAAACACCUCACCUACAAGAUCAAGUGAUGGACUGGGGAGAGAGUGAGUGAGGAAGUGAUGGACUGGGGAGAGAGUGAGUGAGGAAGUGAUGGACUGGGGAGAGAGUGAGUGAGGAAGUGAUGGACUGGGGAGAGAGUGUGCAUUUCUGUACGUGCAUAUGGUUUAUAGGUCAGUCCUCCAGGCAGCUGAUCCAUUAUCCCUGUAGUAAUCCUGCUGUAUUCCAUUGGUAUCUGAAUAUGUACUGGACUGUUGGAGUGGACAGGCUCUCUCCUGUAAAAUAUGUUUCCUUCAAAAAAGAUUCCAGACGUCCCCCUUUUGACAAAUAAAGUCUUAGUUCUCUACA
Oncorhynchus tshawytscha (Chinook salmon) is the source of this 1223-nucleotide messenger RNA. Its product is annotated as phosphatidylinositol-glycan biosynthesis class F protein. The transcript is spliced from 6 exons. The record is from RefSeq and is a predicted model, not a curated record. Gene Ontology annotation, biological process: GPI anchor biosynthetic process. Lineage: Eukaryota; Metazoa; Chordata; Actinopteri; Salmoniformes; Salmonidae. Gene Ontology annotation, cellular component: endoplasmic reticulum membrane. Bases 248 to 907 code for a protein of 219 amino acids.